GUCAUCCUAACUUGCAAAAGCCCUAUCAACGGAGGGCCCUGUUGACGAUGGAAGUUCAGGUCUCAAAGCCGCCGAGGUUCAGUUAUCAGCUAUUGCCCGUCCGUUUUGGUGCCCCUGCCGAGUCGCCGUCCGCAGCUGGAUCCGACACUGAUAAGGCCUUCCGGACGACGAAGCAGAAGCCAUGCUGACGGAGGCGCUGCUGGGCAUCCUGCUGGUGGUGCUGCUGUUCGUCCUCGCCAACAGGAAGCCGCCGAACCUCCCGCCAGGCAAGUGGGGAUGGCCUGUGAUUGGCUGCCUUCCCUCCGACGACGUGUCUCUCGGUGAGCAGGUCAUGGAGCUCAGGAAGGAACACGGGGAUAUCAUUUCAUGGCGCAUGGCUAGUCGAAUCUUCAUUUUCUUCUGCGACCCGAAGAUCAUCAAGACCGCUUUCUCCAAGUUGGAAUUCUCCGACAGACCCGACUUCUACAGCUUCGAUGUUUUCUCCAAUUUCAUUAAAGCUGGUCUCACCAACAUCAACGGGAAACUAUGGGUAAACAACAGAACCUUUGCCCUUCGCCACCUGAAGCAGCUGGGCAUGGGGAAGUCCUCCUUAGAAGAAGCAGUUCACUACGAAGCAGCGUGCAUGGUGGAGGACUUCAAGAAACACACGAACAAAACGGGACGCCUGCCGUGGUCCCUGAACGUGGCGAUCCUCAACGUCAUCUGGAAAAUGAGUGCCAACCAGCGUUUCGCCGUGGACGAUCCUGAGAUCCAGAGGUUCAGCCGGAUCAUCAGGUCCCUCUUCGACGACUUCCAGGGCCCCGUGGUGUGGUUCGACCUCAUGCCCUGGCUCAUCCCCAUCGCCCCGACCUUCGUCAAGCGGUGGAUGGGCAUCGAGCAGUUGAAGGACAAGAUACAGGAGAUUUUCGAGUAUAUGGAAAAUUCCAUCAAAGAGCACCAGGCUAAGUUGGACCCACAAAACCCCAAGGAUUACAUCGACGCUUACUUGCUGGAGAUGGAGGAGCAGAAAAAUGACCCCGAGUCCACUAUGAGCCUUUUCGACCUGAAAGUCUGCAUGGCUGAUCUGUUCACGGCUGGCAGCGAGACGACCUCCGCGACCAUCCGCUGGGGGAUUUUCCUGCUGGCGAAGCACCCCGAGAUCCAGGCGAAGGUGCAGAAGGAGAUCGACUCUGUGUUUCCCAGGGACGUCCUCCCUUCCAUUCAGCAGAGAAACAGCUUGCCCUAUCUGGAAGCCACGUCCCUCGAGGUCCAUCGCUAUUCCUCGAUCGUUCGUUUGGGUUUUCUCCACUUCUGUAACAAGGACACAGAGUUCAUGGGUUACACGAUUCCAAAGGGCGCUGUGCUCUCCCAACACCAUGAGUGCUGCCACAUGGACCCCGCCUACUGGGAGAGGCCGAACGAAUUCUACCCCGAGCACUUCCUGGACGACCAAGGAAACCUCCUCACCAAGAAGGAGGGCUUCAUGCCGUUUUCUCUGGGACGCCGCCAGUGCCCAGGGGAACCACUCGUCAGGAUGGAGCUCUUCGUGUUCUUCUCCGCUCUCCUGCAGAACUUUGUCUUCUCGGUUCCUGAGGGCAAGGAGCUCCGGCUGGAGAAGAACGCGCACGAUUCCUUCCUCAACAUGCCUAAGGAUUUGGAGAUUGUUAUCACAGAGAGGCCUUGUACUGAGGAUGGCAGAGCUGGGUGUGGAGUCAUCUUCAGACAGUUCACUGAGAGUGGAGAGGUCACUACAGGCACUGGGACAGGGAGCAAUAUCGAGAGGAUACACUUAGACUAUGUCGAGGCUAGGAAGGGUGAGCGUCCUAAGCUUCAGACAUAUAGAAAUGCAGAGGCAACAGUUUUACCUGAACAGGCUCUUAUCUUCGGCACGUCGGUCUUCGCGUCAAAUUCUGAUGAAGUUAAAGACAUCAACAAAAAAAAGUGGGCGCAGCACCCAAGGCCAUCCUCCUUUAAGAGUGACAGUUUGUUUACAACAGCGGCGAGGGAGGGACGUAGGAUCGAGCACAGAAGGUCCAACUACGAUAUCACCAUGCUGACGGAGGCGCUGCUGGGCAUCCUGCUGGUGGUGCUGCUGUUCGUCUUCGCCAACAGGAAGCCGCCGAACCUCCCGCCAGGCAAGUGGGGAUGGCCUGUGAUUGGCUGCCUUCCCUCCGACGACGUGUCUCUCGGUGAGCAGGUCAUGGAGCUCAGGAAGGAACACGGGGAUAUUGUCUCAUGGCGGAUGGGCAGUCGGAUUUUCAUCUUCUUCUGUGACUACAAGCUUAUUAAAUCCGCUUUCUCGAAGAUUGAAUUCGCAGACAGACCCGAUUUCUACAGCUUCGACAUCUUUAACGAGUACACUAAAAGCGGUAUCGCCAACACGAACGGGCAGAUGUGGAUUGACAACAGAAGGUUCGCGUUGCGCCAGCUGAAGGACCUGGGCAUGGGCAAGACCCGGUUGGAGAAAGCUAUCCAGUACGAGGCCGUCUGUCUGGUCGAGGACUUCAAGAAACACACAGACCGACCGGGUCCUCCUCCUGCCUCUAUUACCGUGGCAGUCCUCAACGUCAUCUGGAAACUUGCAGCAGAUCACCGCUUCGAAGUGGAUUCGCCGGAAAUCCAUUCUUUAAUCAGGAUGAUCACUACGCUAUUUGAGGACUUCCAAGGCCCGGUGGUCUGGUUCGAUCUCAUGCCCUGGUUGAUACCCAUCGUGCCAAACUUCAUCCGGAAAAAGAUGGGCAUCGAAAACUUAGAAAAGAAUGUUCACUAUGUUCUCGAGCUGAUGGGUAAAUACGUCGAGCAACACCAGAAGACGCUGGACCCCGAGAAUCCCCGAGACUACAUCGACGCUUACCUGCUCGAGAUGGAGGCUCGGAAGGACGACCCUCAGUCAAACAUGACCAUUUUCGACCUGAAGAACUGCAUGGCUGACCUGUUCACGGCCGGCAGCGAGACCACGGCCUCGACCAUCCGCUGGGCCAUCUACUACCUGGCCAAGUACCCUGAGAUCCAGGCCAAAGUACACAAGGAGAUCGACUCUGUGGUUGACAGAGACGUCCUUCCAUCCAUACUACAGAAAAACAGUUUACCGUACCUCGAAGCCGUGACGCUGGAGAUCCACCGCCUUGCUUCUCUCCUUCGUGUCGGUCUCCUUCACAGCUGUAAUAAGGACACGCGGUUCGGUGAUUACGUAAUCCCUAAAGGUGCAAUCAUAUCGGCCUUGCACGAGGGUUGCCACUUGGACCCCGCCUACUGGGAGAAACCUUACGAUCUCUACCCCGAGCACUUCCUCGACGACAAAGGGCAGGUUCUCACCAAGAAGGAGGGUUUCUUACCGUUCUCUUUGGGGCGUCGCCAGUGCCCAGGGGAGUCGCUGGCCCGCAUGGAGCUCUUCGUCUUCCUCUCCGCCCUCCUGCAGAACUUCUCCUUCUCGGUCCCCAAGGGCAAGGAGCUCCGGCUCGAGAAGAACCCGAAGGAUUCCUUCCUCAAUCUGCCGAAGGAUUUGGAUAUUGUUAUUACCAAGCGACCGUAAAUAUUGUGUGUGUGGCUUGGUAUAAAUCCGUUUAGAACAAUGUUCCCGCUGUCUCUGUAUCGUAUUAGUUCAAUAUAAAAAUAAUAACAUUAAUAAUUAUAACCGAUCUUGCUUCUAUACCAACUGUAUCUUCAACAUUUCAACGGUAUUUUUUUAUGGCACAGUAAUUAAUAAUAAGCUUUAUAUUUGCUACGACAGAUGGAAUUAAAUAAUGCAGUACGUAUCCCAUCCAGCCUGGUCCACAUGUAAUUAAUUCCAGAUACUGUAACAGUUCAUUGUAUUUUUUCUUUCUUUCUUUCUUUUUUUAACU
This is a messenger RNA of Penaeus indicus, 3821 nucleotides long. RefSeq lists its product as uncharacterized. NCBI's taxonomy places the organism in Eukaryota, Metazoa, Arthropoda, Malacostraca, Decapoda, Penaeidae. Bases 182 to 3511 code for a protein of 1109 amino acids. The record is from RefSeq and is a predicted model, not a curated record. The transcript has 26 exons. Gene Ontology annotation, molecular function: heme binding; iron ion binding; oxidoreductase activity, acting on paired donors, with incorporation or reduction of molecular oxygen, reduced flavin or flavoprotein as one donor, and incorporation of one atom of oxygen. Gene Ontology annotation, cellular component: intracellular membrane-bounded organelle; cytoplasm. Gene Ontology annotation, biological process: xenobiotic metabolic process.